This is a messenger RNA of Trachymyrmex cornetzi, 5022 nucleotides long. It is a transcript of the gene C3G, whose product is annotated as C3G guanyl-nucleotide exchange factor. NCBI's taxonomy places the organism in Eukaryota, Metazoa, Arthropoda, Insecta, Hymenoptera, Formicidae. Gene Ontology annotation, biological process: Ras protein signal transduction. Gene Ontology annotation, molecular function: guanyl-nucleotide exchange factor activity. Gene Ontology annotation, cellular component: plasma membrane. Bases 332 to 4120 code for a protein of 1262 amino acids. The transcript has 18 exons. The record is from RefSeq and is a predicted model, not a curated record.
CGAAGUUGGUUCUAACCCGUGACGACGCAGACUUGUUUGCAAUUGAAUCCCUUUAGUCCAAAUUUACUUUCUCGUAGACGGACAUUUCGAAUUCCAUUGGGAUGAUACGGUUUCUAAUUCUUCAUUGAAGUCUCGCCGCGUUGAAGAUGUAAUAAUUACCUAUCUACACUGCUAACAUCGUGAAUAGUGAAAGUGAGAUUGAACAGUGAAAGUGCUUCUCUCAUGACAAAAUAAACAUAUUUAAAAAUGCAAUUCGUGCAAGUUUAUGCUAUGAACAACGACGCAAAGCCCAUUUUGAAAGAGACUCAAUUGUGGUUUUUUGCCUCAUAAAAUGCCACAAUACGACGACAGCUUCCUCGAUUCGCCGAGAUUUCGGCGGCGAACUCGCAGUUAUACAGUGCAAAAACAGUUUUUGCCCAAAUCGAAGUCUUUUCACAUCACGACCACACCUUUGCUGCUGGCCGUAACCAAUCACGCUAGGACUCUUUCUGGCUCCUUAUCGACCUACAACUUGAAAGAAGUCGAGGAGCGCUUCAGCGGGAAGGCGCGCGGCGGUAAAUUAGCGCGUCGUGCGCGCUCCUUCAAGGAGGACUUUCUGGAAAAGCUCUCCCACAUGCGUUCUCCUGGUAGCGGCAGCGGCGGCGGUGGUGGAGGCAGCGGGGCGGCCACGAGGGCCGCCUCGCCCUCGUCACCGCGUACGCCGCGGGACAAGAACGCCCCGGGCUCCAACGACUCCGGCACCGCUCUGGAUAAGAAUCCCCUGCGCGACUUGCACAUCCACGUACGGCAGGUGCAGCUAGCGUUGCUUCACUUUCGGGAUGUCGUAUCCAAGAAGAAGCUCGAGAUGCUGCCCGGGAACGGCACGAUUGUCCUUGAUACCGUUACCACGAUACACAACGCGUUAAAAUCUUAUCUGCUCUACGAGAACAGCUCCACAUUGGGAUCUGCCACGAAUCAAGUGUACCAAGCGUUAGCGCAAUUGCUGAAACUCUGCGACGAUGUGCUGCUGCAUGGUGAUCAAUCUUCCGCUUUGGACACCGAAAACGUGACGCACGUUAUUGGACUGGUCGAGGAAGCAGUGAAAAAUCUAGUAGCUCUGGCGCAUGAGAAAAUCGCUAAUAAGCAGAAACCCCCGUCUGCUACAAAUAAUAAUAGAACUUCCGGAUAUGGGUCGGAACUAACACAAAGAAAUUCUCUACCGGAUAUACCGUUGACACCAAGAGAACGGCAGAUCUUAGAACAAACGGCAGCAAGUAGUAGCUUGGUUCGCAGCUCGCAUAGUUCCGAGUCGAUUUUACGGGAUUCUAGUCCACCCCCGAAACCUCCUUUACCUGACAGAACAAAUGUAUGUUUGUCGGAGGAAAACAGCUCUUCUGGUACACCUCCUCCGUUACCGCCGAAGAGAAGAACGAGAACUCAACAGCUCCUCGACGAAUCAGAGGGUCUUCUGGCAUCUAGUCUCGAUAGGGUAUCCCUCCGAAGUCGAUCUCCAGAGGAUUCGUCAUCUCUUCUGAGCGCAUCGGCCGGUAGUUUGGAUUCGGCUCUGAAUCAUUCCCGAGACGAAGAUGAGAUUCGAGCUAUAAUGGGACCAAAUGACGAAUCUUUGAAUGACAGUAUGGACCUAAGUCUCAUGGCUACUAUUCAAGGCAUGCAAGUUAAUGGUACAUCAAACUGUAAUUGCUGGGAUGGUUCUGAAACUAAUAUACCAAGUACUAUGUUGCUAGGUCAACAAACACCUCAAGAAAUGCUUAAUCCAUUUACUGGUAUAGAAGGAAAGAUGGAGCGAUUGUCUACACAAACGCAGGAAUCAGGCUUUGUUUCUAUGCAUUCUCAACGAAGUUCAUCUCAAAGUUAUACCACCGCGUCCAGCUUGACAUCCAAGAGAUCGUCGCAGCAGAGCAGCAUUAGUUAUAAUUCUCAAUCGUUUAAUGCACAGCAACAGUCGUUUUCUCAGACCAAAUUAUCAUCGGACAGUAACGGCUCUAUUUUUACACAGAAGACGAUGAGUAGUUCCAAAAGUACUAUUAGCACGACUAACGUGUCUGGAAAUGGGGACCCAGCUUUAUUAGAAAAACUGGUAAAUGAAAUGGAAUCGAUAGUUACAUCCGAUUCUAACGGAGCGCCUCCAGCAUUGCCAGAGAAGCGAUCCAAGCGAAGAAAAGAACGACAGCCGUCACAGUAUGAUAAUGUACCAGAAAAUGAGCAUUUAUCCACAUGUACUUUGCAUACAAGUAACGGAGAUAGUCUGGAUACCAACAAACCACCUCCUCUGCCUUUAAAGAAGCGGCAUAUGUUCCAAUCAGUGGCAUAUUCUGUUAUGGCGUACAUGGAGAUGUUCGGGAACUGCUCCCAUAGUAAUAAUGAUUUCAUCUCUGGUCUUGGUACCCGUCAUUCUGUAGCAGCUUACAAUUCCAUGCAAGCAGAAUGGCAACAACACGAGAUGUCUCUUACUACAACCCAAUCGUGUUCCUUCAUGACGCACACCGUGACUGCUCUACACGAUAACUCAAGCCUUUCUGUAACUACGACGCCGAGCUUAGUAGAGACAACAAAUAAUUCUAGUCUGCCUCCGGCAUUACCACCAAAGAGAUCUCGUUCCAUUAAAUCAAACAUUACACCUCCACCAAUAUCACCAAAACCAACCAUUAGCAUGCAGAGUAUUCAUAAUUUGGAUCCUCUUGUGACGUCAACACCUCUAAAAACGGAGGAGCCAAUACAUGAAAAGAAAGAUCUUACACCUUCCACUCCAGUAAAAUUGGUAAACAUUAAUAAUAAUAAUGUUAUUAUGGAUACAGUAUUAUCAUCGUCCAGACCUGCUAGUAAUGCACUUUCUUCCAUAUCAGUUGAUGAAAAUACUCUUGAGCUAAGAGAUAUUGAUCAAGAUGAUAGCAUUUUAGAUGAAUUAGAUAUUAACAAAUACUUAGUAUUAAAAAAACCAGAUGAAGAAGGUCCAGAUAUACGUGGUGGACAUCCGGAUGCAUUAUUAAUCCACGCGACAAAAGCAAAUAAACAUGAUGAAAAAGAAUCAGAUUUCCUGUAUCAAGAAGCGUUUUUAACGACGUACAGAACUUUCAUACAACCAUUAGAAUUAAUUCGUAAACUACAUAGACGUCAUCAACGUUUUUCAUGUUCUCCAGAUGUUGUUAAACAAAGAGCCGCACGUGAAGCAUUUUCUUUACUUGUUAGAGUCGUAAGUGAUUUAACAAUAUCUGAUCUUGAUGACAUUCUUCUGCAAACUUUAAUGGAAUUUGUACAGCAAUUAGUGUGCAGCGGAGAUCUCACUAUGGCCAAAGCGUUGCGAGUUAAAAUUUUAGAGAAGCACACUAUGAAGCAAUUACAAGCAGCACAACCAAUUCUCUCGUCUCUAAGUGUUACAACGAAACAAGCUUCCCUAUUAGAUUUUAAAAGCGAACAAAUUGCGGAACAAAUGACACUACUUGAUGCCGAUUUGUUUAUGAAAAUAGAAAUUCCGGAAGUGUUAAUUUGGGCGCAAGAACAGAACGAAGAGAGAAGUCCGAAUCUUACAAGAUUUACUGAACAUUUUAAUAAAAUGUCAUACUGGGCACGAUCUAGAAUAUUAGAACAUCGAUUAGAAAAUGAAGCGAAGGAUAGGGAAAAAUAUGUUGUAAAAUUCAUUAAAAUAAUGAAGCAUCUUAGGAAAAUUAAUAAUUUUAACAGCUAUCUCGCAUUAUUAUCUGCAUUAGAUAGUGCACCUAUUAGGAGACUUGAAUGGCAAAAGCACAUUACGGAAGGUCUCAAGGAAUAUUGUGCUCUUAUUGAUAGCUCUAGCAGCUUCCGAGCUUAUAGACAAGCUCUAGCAGAAACACAACCGCCAUGUAUUCCUUACAUCGGACUUGUUUUGCAAGAUCUUACAUUUGUGCAUAUUGGAAAUAGUGAUUUAUUACCAGAUGGCACUAUAAAUUUCUCCAAGAGAUGGCAACAAUUUAAUAUUGUUGAAAAUAUGAAAAGAUUUAAGAAAGGCACGUACUCUUUCAAGAAACACGAACGCAUUAUGACGUUUUUCAACAACUUCAGUGAUUUCCUCUGUGAGGAGGCGAUGUGGCAAAUUUCCGAGAGCAUCAAGCCACGUGGUGGCAAGAAAGCACAGCCGCAAAACUAGAAUAUACCUAACCCUUUCACUGCCUGCGUCUCGAAAGGUUGAAACGGUGAAUUAGGAAGUUUAUAUUUAUGUAGGUAUAUACUUUUUGCGGAAAAAAAUAAACAAGAAAAAUUCUAGAACGCUCUAAGAGCGGUGAAAGGGUUAGCGAGUCUAUCCCUAUCCCAUUCGACAGCCUCUGUGAGGUUGUCUUAUAUAUUAUUAAAUCACGUGAAAAUUUUAGUACGCAAAACUGUAAACUCCAUAUUUAGCACAUUCAAUAUGACAUAAUGCGUUAUUUAAAGUAAUUACACUUGCGAGCAUCAAUCAGAAAUUAAAACGCCAAAACUCGGAUUGACUAGAGAAAAUUUCGAUACGUAAGUAAACUUGAUAUUUAACCCAGUGCAUUUUAAACAAUCUUUCCGUUUGCUACAAAUCAACAUAACGUAUUUACUAUGAGGAUAUGCAAUCUAUACUUAACUACAAGCUGUAACGAUGUUUAUCAUAAUGUUAAUGAAAGAAACCCCGAUCUUCAGCUAUUCUAGAUAUAUUUUAUUUAUUUGCCUUUGCUAGCGAAUUGUAUAAAGUAGUACGUGUUCUUUUUUUUUCUUUUUAAUUUAUUUAGAUGUAUGUGAAUGUCCAUUUCUAGCUUUAUGUAGGUAAGCGAGUUUUUGAGCGUCAACAGAACACUGUUGAUUACACAAGGAUGAACACCAAUUACGUUGAUUAAUGUAGGGCCAUUGUAGUCUCGUGUUUGCGCUCUAGUACGCGCGUAUCGGGACACAUGGUACGACUGAGUGCAACUGUUACAUAUACUAUUGUAUAUGAUGAUAGAGAAAACAUUUUUUUGUUGGCAACUUGUUAAUAGGUCUCCAAGCUUUCAGCUUUAAAUCACAUGACUUACUUACAAUUAGCGAUUAGGUGAA